This is a messenger RNA of Linum tenue, 3129 nucleotides long. The record is from the annotation of a GenBank genome assembly. Lineage: Eukaryota; Viridiplantae; Streptophyta; Magnoliopsida; Malpighiales; Linaceae.
CUGAAACCGAAAGUCAGUGACCAACUUCCUUCGCCUAAUCGCCGACGAGUAAGGUUUCCUCCUCCGCCAUGGAUCCCGUCUCCAAUUCCUUCAAUCCUCACAAGCUCCUCAAGGAACAAUUCGUGAGCAAUUUGAAUGGCUCGUCCAUGCUUGAGAUCGCCUCGCUUUCCACUAUUGUCCCUGCUCUGUUCCUUCUGCGACGCGCGUUCUGCUUCAGCUACAAGAGCGAUGCAGCGAAGAAAGAUGAUGAUGCAGUUGCUAAAUCUAGGAAUUUGGGAGCAUACUUGGCAGUGGUAUCUUUGGAUUUCCUGUUCCUCAUUGUCCCAACUCUUCUGGUUCUCACUGUUCUAGCAGAUUGGGUGAAUGUGUUGGCCAUCGUAUUGGCGGUACUGAUUUUAUUUCUGGCCGCUAAAAGGUAGAACUUGCUUGCUUCAUUUGCAUCGAAUUCCGGGUCCGCCUCUCAGCUUAGGACAAAUAUUUUAUCGUACAGGGUCAAUGUGAUGAUCGUGACUUGCUUGUGUAUAUUGGCUGUUGAUUUCACAAUAUUUCCCAGGAGAUACGCAAAGACAGAAACUUAUGGUACUAGCUUGAUGGAUCUUGGGGUUGGCUCCUUUAUAGUGACAAAUUCCCUUGUGUCACGACAAGCCCGCGGUAUAUCAUCCAUGAGCUGGAAGGCUGCUUUUAAAUCCUCCAGCCCACUACUAGUACUUGGAUUUGGUCGUCUUCUUUCUACGAGAAGUGUGGAUUAUCAGGUUCAUGUUGCAGAAUAUGGGGUUCAUUGGAAUUUCUUCUUCACUCUUGCAGCUGUUACCAUCCUCACAUCCAUAAUAAAGAUCCCCCCUAAGUACUCGGGCCUCUUUGGUUUAUCACUUCUUGUAGGUUAUCAGUGGUGGUCAGUAAAUGGACUGAACUUAUAUUUGCUCUCUAAUGAAAGGGGGACAGAUCUCUUGAGCCAAAACAAGGAGGGUUUAUUUAGCAUACUUGGAUACUGGGGUAUCUAUCUUCUUGGCGUCCAGUUGGGCUACCAUCUUUUCUUUGGUGACCACAAACCUGAAUUGAAAAGCAAGAAAUGGGCAACGAUCAAAGUCUCCUGCCUUUCCAUUAUCUUCUGGUUAACAACUGUGGUUCUAGACAGCCAUGUCGAAAGAGCUUCACGAAGAAUGUGUAACUUAGCUUAUGCUACCCUGGUGUUGGCUCAAAAUCUUCAGGUCAUCCUCCUCACCUCCCUUAUUCAGCACAAAGUGGAGAGUAUUUUUCUAAAAUUUCGGAGUCCUAUCCUUUUUCAGGUUCUAGCAAUACUAAUGCUUUCGGAUUGCAUUGGCGUAAGUAGCAUCUCCACACUUGAAGAAGCAAUCAAUCGGAAUUUGCUCGGAACAUUUCUCGUGGCAAAUGUUCUUACAGGGCUGACAAACAUGUUAGUCGAUACAAUCUUCUCAACUCCGCUCUCUGCCCUUUCAAUCUUGGUCACUUAUGCUUAUCUUUUGUCCAUUAUAACUGGAAUCGCAGACUUCUACGGGAUGAGGAUCAAGUUUUGGUAGUUACAGGUUCUUUCAGCAUACUUUCUAGGACUAAGUUUGUUCACAGAACGAUACUCUUUUUUCUAGUUGGAAACCAACGGCUCUCUGUAUUAUUGUACCCAAAUAUGGCAAUGCAACUUAUCAACCUUCCUUCUUUCCAUUGGGAGUCACGAUCAUGAACAUCAGUGCAAAAUAGGGGCAUCCCCAAACUGACUUUCCCACAUGCAAUUUUUUUUACACAGGUCAUAACUUCUAGGCAAAUAAUUGUAUUGUUUUCACCGCAUAGCUUUGUGUUAUUUCCUGUUGCAUUACCCUAAACAUGCAUAGGGGUGAGUCAUCAUCAUCAGAAGAAGACUGCUAAUAAUGCAGGCAAUCAGACAAAAGGAGUUCAGUUCUGGGAGGAUGACUGGUAUAUUGUACUUUUGGGAAAAAGGGUAGAAGAGAUGAAGGGUCAUCACAUGGAUUCUGUGCAGUUCUGCAGAGUGAUGACAGGCUUACUGGACCACGAAGUCCCACGGGAAUCAAAUCCAUCGCACCACCAACUGUAGGGUCCCCCCCGUUUCCCUGACGAGGGAGACCAAGCAUCCAUUGUGGCCGGAGCAAUCGAGUUCGUGAAGGAGCUAGAACACUCCCUCAACACCCUCCAAGCUCAAAAACUCCAACUCACGACAACAACAACAACAACAACAACGGAAAUCGCCACUCCAUUCGCCGACUUCUUCAACCACUACGGUAGUAGUACUGUUCACAACGAGAAUCUCCAGUCCCAUCACGGCCACAUGAUGAACAGGGCAACAAUCAGCUGUACCUCUUCUUCAUCGUCCAGCUACAAUGAGGAAGCGAUGAACAGUAACGGCAGUACUAGUAGCGGUUCGAGUGGUUAUAACAACAGCAAUGGGAAUAUCGCUGACGUGGAGGUGACGCUGGUGGAGAGCCACGCGAACCUAAGAAUCCUGUGGAGGAAGGAGAUGAAGGCGGCGCCAUUGCAGCUGUCGAAGCUGGUGUGUGGGCUUCACGCGCUGGGGCUGGGCGUGCUGCACUUCAGCCUGGCUACUGUUCACCCGUUUGCCCUCUACUCCGUCAGUGCCAAGGUUGAAGAAGGAUGCCAGGUGAGCUCGGUAGAAGACAUAGCUGCAGCAGUUCAUCACAUGCUUAGACUAAUAAUCGACCAAGAAGCUGAAACCCACCAGCAGCUUCCUUACACUAAUUCCCUUCUUCCCUUAAUCACCUUAUAAUAAGAUCACAUAAAACCUCUCUCUCUCUCUCUCUCUCUCUCUCUCUAGAUAUGCACUUUGUUCAUUCCUUCUGGAAUCUUUUCUGUGAGUCAUUUGUAGUGUCACUAUCUGCGUUUUGUUCUGUACAUAUAAGUUUUUUUUGGUUCCUGUAAGACUGUAGCAAAAGAGUUAGAUCCUCUAUCCAACAUGCAUUUCCACCUCUUCUUUUGACUUUUGAGUGGUCUGUCGCACGUUACGGUUUAUUUUGGGCCGCUGUGACAUUGGGCCGACUCGUUGGGUAGGAAGCUAGCUAAAUGGACCCAAAUAUUACUUCUUUUUUUGGAAUGGGUUGGGCCAGGUUUAGAAUGGGCCUCGUUUGGGUCCAUCGUGCAUGAUCA